CUUUCUUUCCCCCUGAAACACACAUAACAAUAAAUGGAAAUGUUUUUUAAAGAAUAUAAUCUGAUAUUGGAAAUAACAAAUUGUGAGGGCACUGAAGUCAACUAAGUUUUACUUCUCUUCAAACUUGAUUUCAUAUUAAUUUUACCUAGGACUAUUCAGAAAUGUUUCACAUUUGAGUGUUCCAUCCAGAGAACUGUUCUUGUGUGGAGUGAAAUGCACAGACAGGAUCCAGACUGACCUUCCAACUCUGACAAUGCUCCACAACUCUAGAACACUCUCAACAUUGCUAGUCUCCUGAACGUUACACAGCAAGGUUUUCAGAACCUCUCCACUAUGUUCCAUGUGAGAACGUUGUGGAGGACAAAGAGGCGGAAUUAAAGAUUCUAGCCAGAGGGCUUUUUUGACAGAUAUGCUGAGAACACUUUAAGUGAGUACCAGGAUGAUGGAUUUCUCACAGUGACAAAGCACCGGAAGCGUUUGUAUUCAAGCUGAGAACAUCACCUGUGGUGCUGGGAAAGGCCCUUGAGUGCAGUGGACAGUCAUGAAAGGAUUACAAGCAGCUGUCACAAGGACUAAAUCUAGAUUGAUAUUUCAAGGGGUCUUUAAUAGCUCUCAAAUGUCACAAUACAUUAUAUGCUUUGUUGUUGUCAUGUCUCCUUUCUUCUAGGAAAUGUGGGGAGGGGGGUUCAGGUCCAGAUGUGAAUACUACACAUGCACUGGCCAGCAGGUUUCUGAAUGUAGACAUCACAUAGCUUUCAGGUGCAGCUCAAAGGUGCCAAUGGCUUCCUAACCUAAGGAAUUAAUUGGCCCCAGUGUCUUGUAAACACAACUUAGUUUUCAUAAAUUUAAGAGUGGACUCAAGUACCAGAAACAGCAGGUUGUCUCAUCGCAAAUGGCCUUGGAAUGAAGCCUCUAUGAGGGACAAAGAGGGCCUUAGUCGUGCUUCUACGGCAUCUAAGAACCAGUUUAUUCUAGUUCUUUCCUCUGUAUGUGCAUGAGUUAUAUGAACAUUAGUUAUAACAUCAACAUCAUGUACCGUUUUAAAACUCCACAAAUGUGUUUACCCUUCUCCAGAAAACCCAUUAAAUAUUCCACAGCCCAACAUUAAUUUUUCUAUGGAAUUGAUGGUAGGAGCUGGGCUGCCGUGUGUGGACCAGCUGAUGUUGGCCAAAAUACCCGGUGGAGGAGAAAGAUAAGUUAAGGAGAGAGACACGAAGGAUACACCUGAAUUUGGACCAAUGUUUUUCUUGACUUGUGUUUGUUUGAGAGACUUGAACUCUCAGGCUCAACUAUCCCUCCAGCCUCAGCUCUGAGUACCUGGGGUUGUAAUUUCACUUCAUUUUUUUUUUUUCAUGAAUUUAGCAGCACAUCUUUUUAUGCAUUUUUAAGAGUUGGAAACUUCACACCUCUUUAUAGUUAUUGAUGCUUAUCUUAGCUUUCUCUCAGCAAAGCCACAGUUACUUUAGAAUAGCACCCCUUUUGGGAACAAUUAGCAAGGAAAAGAAACAGCGAGACACUAUGCUACCACCAGGUGGCAGAGCCUCAAUAACCUGGAAGAAAAGUGGCGCACCCAAGAUCGCUGUCAGGUGCGGUAAAACGCACCAUGUUUAGGGUGGCCUCCACUCUCCUGGGGAUCUGAGGUCAGGGGGGAGGUCCCGUCAAUCCGUCCAUCCACCAGGCAGUGUGGCUGAGCCUCGGCAUCCCUGAGAAGAGUAGCUGGAGCGGGUUCGAAUUUCCGGAGACGCCCGAUGGCUGCGCUGGCUAGGGACCGUCUGAGGCUGAGCCGCGGACCAGGACCUACAGUUCACUCCUGGCUCCUCAGCGGCGGCGCCCAGGAUACAACCUGUGCACUCGGGCCGCCGUCUGAGGUGACUGAAGGCGGCAGGCUUCGCGCGCGUCUGGUCCAAUCCUGAUUUUCAUUUCGCUCCAGGCUCAGAGGACUAAUUACGCUCCAAACCGCACAAACAGGAAGGAGGGAGGGCCGGGAGUGCGGGCAGAGGGCGGGUCGUUCCCAGCAGCGCGGGCGGUCCCUCCCCGCUCGGGUCCCCGACCCGCGGUGCCGGGGCGGGGCGUGCUUGUCAGCUGGGGCUAGAAAAGGCGGCGGCCCGGUCCGGCGAGGUGACAGCCCAACUUGGACGCCUGGCCGGGCCGACGCCGCCAUGAGCGCCGCACUUUUCAGCCUGGACAGCCCCGCGCGCGGCGCACCCUGGCCCACCGAGCCCACGGCCUUCUACGAGCCAGGCAGAGUGGGCAAGCCGGGCCGCGGGCCCGAACCGGGGGAUCUAGGGGAGCCGGGCUCCACGGCCCCUGCCAUGUACGACGACGAGAGCGCCAUCGACUUCAGCGCCUACAUUGACUCCAUGGCCGCCGUGCCCACCCUGGAGCUGUGCCACGACGAGCUCUUCGCCGACCUCUUCAACAGCAACCACAAAGCGGCCGGCGCGGGCGGCCUGGAGAUGCUGCCCGGCGGCUCCACUCGACCGCCAGGCGCGGGUUCAGCCACCCGGGGCCCGCUCAAGCGUGAGCCCGAUUGGGGCGACAGCGACGCGCCGGGCUCCCUGCUGCCCGCGCAAGUGGCCGUGUGCGCGCAGACGGUGGUGAGCCUGGCGGCCGCGGCGCAACCCACACCGCCCACGUCGCCCGAGCCCCCUCGAGGCAGCCCAGGGCCGAGCCUCGCGGCCGUCCCCGUCCGAGAGAAGGGCACUGGCAAGAGGGGUCCGGACCGCGGCAGCCCCGAGUACCGGCAGCGGCGUGAGCGCAACAACAUCGCUGUGCGCAAGAGCCGCGACAAGGCCAAGCGCCGCAACCAGGAGAUGCAGCAGAAGUUGGUGGAGCUGUCGGCCGAGAACGAGAAGCUGCACCAGCGCGUGGAGCAGCUCACGCGGGACCUGGCCGGCCUCCGGCAGUUCUUCAAACAGCUGCCCAGCCCGCCUUUCCUGCCGCCCACCGGCACCGACUGCCGGUAACGCGUGGCGUGGGCCUCAGAGACUCCAAACGACCGAUACCUCAGACCCCGACGGCCGGGAGUGGACGCCGCCAGAGCUGCUGCAGUUUCUUUGGGACGUGCGAGCGACCGGAAGCUGCAGCUUGGACACUGGACUGCGAGAGAAGCUACAUGAGUCUUUCCCCCUUAAAUUAUUUUUAUAAUGGUAGCCUUUUCUACGUCUUAUUACCAUUGCAGCUAAGGUACAUUUGUAGAAAGAGAAGACUUUUCGAAGACUUUUGUAGAUACGAGGAAGAGACUGCGCAUGCUUUUUGUAUUAAUUUUUACAAUAUUUGUAAGAAUAAAGAAGCAUUUAAAUUGC
This is a messenger RNA of Peromyscus californicus insignis, 3305 nucleotides long. RefSeq names its product CCAAT enhancer binding protein delta (gene Cebpd). Gene Ontology annotation, molecular function: RNA polymerase II cis-regulatory region sequence-specific DNA binding; DNA-binding transcription factor activity, RNA polymerase II-specific. NCBI's taxonomy places the organism in Eukaryota, Metazoa, Chordata, Mammalia, Rodentia, Cricetidae. Gene Ontology annotation, biological process: regulation of transcription by RNA polymerase II; regulation of cell differentiation; DNA-templated transcription. The coding region runs from base 2160 to 2966 and encodes 268 amino acids. The record is from RefSeq and is a predicted model, not a curated record. The transcript has a single exon.